AGAAAAGUCACGUUCGGCUGAGACCUGUUUCCAUACCUAAGGUGUCCACAUAUACUCUACUAUAGGUACUGUAUACCCGCCGUCGCUGGGCAAAACAAAUCAAUCACGAAUGCAAGGGUGCUGGCUGCACAUGCUGACUGGAUCCGAGUCCUCCUGUGCACAGUACAGUACAUCCAGCACAAACAAAGCGUGUCUCACACGUGCAGUGCUCACGAGGGUGGCCAACCGUACCACACAACUGAUCUCUGACCGCCACCACGCAUCCACCGUUCCGCCCAUUCACAUCCGCAUCGGCCUCGAGUACAGUACAGUACAGUGCAGUAUUUGCCCGAUGGUGGUACGACCGAUCCAUAAUCUCGCCGGUCACCAGCUAUGACACUGCAGCCGGCCACCACCACCUGGGAACAGGCCCUGAUUGGAGGUGGCUUCAUCGUUGGUGAUAUCGCAUACGCUUGGGGUUCGGGCUUAUGGAAUUUAUUGACGAGCAAGGGCGAAGAACGACGCCUGCUUACCGCUCUGAAGAAUGCCACCAGCUACGAGGAAUGGUGGGACGCCGCGGUUGCGUUUGACGAGCUUCGCGAGCCCUACGACUGGCGCAUGAAUCCCAUCGACAAAUACUACGACCACCGCCACCUGGAAGAGAGGCGAACCGAGCUUGCCCGUCUGCGUCGAAAUGGGAACCCGAUUGCGCUUGCGAGUUAUCUCCGCCAUGGACUGAUGCGCGAUCUGUUCAACGUCACGAAAUUGAAGUUGUAUGACAGAACAUAUGCCUUUACUAAAUCGAGUAUUCAAGCCUACAUCGCCGAAUCGGUCGACGCCGUUCGCUACAUCGCCGACUCUCCGACCGCGCCACACUCUGGGACUGGCCGCUUCACUGCGCAGGAGAAAUUGGACUUGCUGCACGACUCGAAGGGCACCUAUGGAAGUACCGCGCUGCUCCUCCAGGGAGGCUCCAUCUUCGGCCUAUGCCAUCUCGGAGUCGUGAAGGCACUGCAAGAGCAUCACAUUCUUCCCCGGGUCAUCGUGGGAACGGCUACCGGCGCGCUCAUCGCGGCACUAGUCUGCAUCCGCACGAGUGAUGAACUGCCGCACUUCUUGCAUGGCGAUAGCAUUGACCUCAGCGCAUUCGCAUCAUCCGCUCAGAAGAAACGUGAUAAGCUGGAAGCGGACCUUGCUGAAUACAAUGCCGAUUCGUCGAAGACCCGGAUCCAUGGUUGGUUCGAGAUUCUCCGACGUCGCGCUCACCGACUGUUCCAGCAAGGUUUCGUCCUCGAUCCGGCAGUCCUCGAAGAAGCCAUCCGUGCAAAUGUGGGCGACAUCACCUUCGUCGAGGCAUACGAGCGAACCGGGCGAAUACUGAACAUUGAAAUCUCCCCUCCGAAUGAGGAAAUUCCGAGUCUAUUGAACUACCUCACUGCGCCAAACAUGCUGAUCCGCUCUGCAGCCAUGGCAUCACACAUCACGAACAUUGAGUCCUUCUCCGAGUUGUCGAUCGAGUUUCUCUACAAAGAACGGGACGGUAAGAUUCGGGCUCUGGAGAUUGGUCCCCCUGGUAGUGGAGGAGAGCUGCGCCGUCCGCCUUCGGUCACAGCACGUCGCACACCCAUCGCACGGCUGAAGCAGCAGUUCAACAUCGACCACUUCAUCGUCUCACAAGCUCGACCUUACGUUGCGCCCUUCGUCUCCCCGUCUCUACCGUACGAACGACGAAACAAGCCCGCCUUCACUCGGCUUGUCCGCUGGCCACUGGACCUCGCCCGCUUCGAUCUGGCCUCCGCCCUUAAGCAGGGCCUGCUGAUGACCGAGAUCAUGGGCUUCUUGCCCGACGGGCUCAAGCGCGUCUUGAACGACGAGACCAUCCAAGGCGACUUCCUCAAGCUGGUCCCCGAAGUCCAAGUCUUCGACUGGUGGCGGCUGCUGAAGAACCCGUCCAAGGAAGAGGUCGAUUUCUGGAUCAUGCGCGGCGAGCGGUCGGUGUGGCCGUCGCUCUGCGCGCUCAAGGUCCGAUGUGCGAUCGAGGUCGCCUUGGACCAGGCUUACGAGCGC
Messenger RNA from Dissoconium aciculare CBS 342.82, 2046 nucleotides. RefSeq lists its product as uncharacterized. Gene Ontology annotation, biological process: lipid metabolic process. Gene Ontology annotation, molecular function: triacylglycerol lipase activity. The transcript has 2 exons. The annotation marks the transcript as partial. NCBI's taxonomy places the organism in Eukaryota, Fungi, Ascomycota, Dothideomycetes, Mycosphaerellales, Dissoconiaceae. The record is from RefSeq and is a predicted model, not a curated record.